This is a messenger RNA of Caenorhabditis elegans, 1149 nucleotides long. RefSeq names its product PDZ domain-containing protein (gene smz-1). The record is from RefSeq and is marked reviewed. The transcript is spliced from 3 exons. Lineage: Eukaryota; Metazoa; Nematoda; Chromadorea; Rhabditida; Rhabditidae. Bases 143 to 967 code for a protein of 274 amino acids.
CCUUUGGGCCUUGUUUUUUAUGGCCUAAUUAAUUCAGCAUAAAAGGUCCAGAUUUCGUCAGUUUUGUUCAUAUUUCGUCCGAAAUCUUGAAUCAAUCGUCUUUUGAAUCGCCAAAGCAGCCAAGAAGCAAAGGAGCAGAAGCAUGGGUUCCGAGAAGAUGAUCGAGAUCUGUAUCGAUAUGGAAGAAGGAGAACCACUUGGUGCAACUCCGAAUGACAAGCUUGUCAUCACUAAAAUCCAGGCUGGAACUAUUUCCGAAGGAAAGUUGAGAAUUGGUGACCAAGUCAAAAAAGUCAACGGGCAAAACUGCAAAGAUUGCAAUGACUUUUUCCGUGCACUUCGCUUUGCAGCUCCAUGUGCAAAAAUUAUGGUGAACCGCGAUGAGAAGAAGGCCGAAGAGUUGGAGGCUCGUGUUCAUAUUCCUGAAGAUCGUGCAAAGAUCAUUCAACGCCGUGAAGGAUACGUCUAUGAGUUGGCAACUCUUGUUUGGGUUCAAAAUGGACCAAAACUUGGUUUGGGAAUCAAGCAUUUCCAGAAUCGUGUGCUUGUCUCCCGUGUUGAUCCUGGAUCACUCGCCGAAAAGUGUCUCGUUCUUGGAGAUCACUUGUGUGAUGUUGAUGGUAUUCCAGUCAGUGACAAGGAUGUUGCCAGAGACCUUCUCGUCAAGAACAUUCAAGAAAAGGGAAAAGUCACUUUCGUCGUCGAGCGUCCCGAUUCGAUUGAUGCCAAGCAAUGGGCAAAGCAGGCAUUGGCAACCAAUCUUAUGCAGCCACCAUCUGUGCAAAUGAACGAGGAUGUGAAGGGCAUUGCGUCUCAAUACCGUCAAGCUCUUCCAGGAUUGAAGCCUCCAGCAAAGAGUGCUAUGUCUACUGGUCCAAGCGCUCGUCGCGUUUCAAUUGUCGAGCAAACUCAAACACAUGAAAUCGGGCAUGAUCAUGAGGGAAAAGCUCUUCGCAAGGUCAAGUGAUGUGCCAGCAAGAUGCCAGAAAUCGCAACGUCUAGCUCGAAUAAAAAUUUUGUUUGAAUCGCUUCUGCUGAUUUAUUUUGUUUUAUAUGUUCGAAUACAGAUAGUUUUUUGGGUAUGUGAAACGCCCACAAAAUGGCUCCUUUUAGGCAGGAGUGGUCAAAAUACUACCGUAUUGCAGACGA